Mytilus californianus (California mussel) is the source of this 2216-nucleotide messenger RNA. Its product is annotated as toll-like receptor 13. Gene Ontology annotation, cellular component: membrane. Gene Ontology annotation, molecular function: protein binding; transmembrane signaling receptor activity. NCBI's taxonomy places the organism in Eukaryota, Metazoa, Mollusca, Bivalvia, Mytilida, Mytilidae. The coding region runs from base 22 to 2097 and encodes 691 amino acids. Gene Ontology annotation, biological process: immune response; toll-like receptor signaling pathway. The record is from RefSeq and is a predicted model, not a curated record. The transcript has a single exon.
GAUUGCAUAUAAACCUGAUAAAUGAUGCGGAACAUAUUUUUUAUUAUAUCGAUUCUUGGCAAGGUUUAUACUGAAUCGUGUCCAAACUACUGUGAAUGCGUCUAUGAAAACCAAACCAGUCGAUAUACUGGAGAGUGUACAGGAGAGCAACUGACUUAUAUACCAAAAUUUCCUAAAUAUAUUACGGAUAUUGUGUUCAUCAAUAAUUAUUUAUACACUUUAUCCAGAAUAACAUUUAGAAAUAUAUCAAGUCUGAAUAUAACUCAUUUAAAUCUGAAGGAAAAUAGGAUAACAGUUAUUGAAAGAAAUGCGUUUCAAGAUUUGAAAUUCUUGGUGCGAUUGGAUAUAUCUGGAAACAAUGGAACUACCCUGAUAGAUGUUAGGGUGAGCCUGCACAACUUACCGAAGUCAAGCAUCCAGGAACUGGGACUUAACCAUAUGCUCUGGAUUCCACUUAAAAAUAUGUCUGGUAUUUUCAGCGGAUUAAUUGGAAGCAAAAUUAACAGGAUAGAAUUAAGUCAUAGUUACUUAUAUCCCUUUGAUGGUACAUGGUUCGCCAAUCUUCCUUCCUUGCAGCAGCUGGACAUUUCAUGGAAUUCUAUAACUGAUGAUUUACAAUUGUCUGGACUUUCGAAUCUGACACGUUUAAACUUAAUAGGGAACUACUUCAAUUUUGUUCCAAACUUUUGUGAAUACAAGUUAUACAAGUUAAAGACAUUACUUCUAUCUAACACUAAAUUGGGUACUUUAAAGCAUUUAAAAAACCAUACUCGAUGUUUAAACAAACUGGAAAGACUUUUUUUGAACGGAAUAUCAGUACCAAGAAUACCAAAUAAUGCUUUUUCUGAUAUUACAUCUUUGAAAGAGCUGAAACUGAGGAAAUUGUCAACACAAAUGAAAAAGAUUGACCCGCUUGCGUUUAACAGCUCUUCUCUCAUAAAUCUAAGGUUUUCAAAAUGUAAUGGAUUCCUUUUCUUUCGAGGGUCUAUCAGUCAUGGACUAUUUGAUCCAGCAAAUAUUUUCAAAUACUGUCCAAAUAUUGAAGAUCUAGAUCUGUCUCACAACGUAUUAGAAUUUACACUUGAAAAGAUCAGAAAUAUGUUCACGCCAUUAAAAAAGUUGAGAGUGAUACGGCUGCGAUUUUUAAAUUUGGCAACUCUGCCAGGCAACUUCUUUUACCGUUUUCCAGAUUUACAAGAAAUACACAUAGACCAUAACAUAUUAUUGCCAUGGAAAGACGGUAACUCUAUUUUUCAUGGGUUAACACAUCUUACAGAACUGCAUUUACAAAACAAUAAAAUUGGGAUGAUAAAACCUACAUCUUUACCUGCUAAUGUAACUAAAAGUCUCCGUGUAUUAAAUCUUACAAACAAUCAGUUCAUUUGUACUUGUGAUCUUAUGUGGUUUCGAAAUUGGAUGAAAAAUACCCGCGUGGAUAUAAUUGGAAAUGAAAAGUAUAGAUGUGAUGAUAGAACGAGACUCAUAGAUUAUAACCCAACUGAGAUUGAAUGUAGAAACAUCAUACUAAUCAGCACGGCUGUCAUUGGAAGUAGUUUUUGUUUAUUUUUAUUCACUACUAUUCUCGUCUACUGUUGCAGAUGGCGUAUUCGAUUCCAAAUUUAUAAAAUGCGGUCACGAGCACGUUAUUAUCAGCAAAUUAAUGACGAAGAUUUCAAAUAUAGUGCUUACGUUAUAUAUUGUUACGAGGACAUCAAAUGGGUCAAAACUAAUCUCAUACCUAAAAUGGAAGAAGCGAUAGGAGUUAAGCUUUGUAUUCCUCACAGGGAUUUUGAAGUAGGAAAAGUGUUUAUUGACAAUAUUGUUGAUAACAUGAAUUUAAGUAAAACUGUCGUACCAGUACUUUCAAUUAACUUCACUAAAAAUGAAUGGUGUUUAUUUCAACUAAAUGUAGCUCGUAGCAAGUUAUCAAAAGAUGGUACUGUGUCAAUUUUGCCAAUUAUGCUUGAAGAAAUUCAUUUUAGAAAUAUGAAUGCAGCUUUAUACUCUUUGAUAAAAUUGUCAAGUUAUGCUGCAUGGAGUGAAGACGAAAAUGCCUUGGAACUUUUUUGGGAUCAGAUAAAAAGUCAUGUACAAUAAUUAUUUUGAUAAUUAAUCAAACAUUGAGCCUUAUGAUUUACCCACACAUUGUAUAUUCAUUCCCGCCGGUAAUUUAUUAACGUAAAAUAAAUAUAAGAACAGAGUUCAAAUGUUCUCCC